CAUAAACGAUUGAAUCAAUCGAUCAGUGGUUCCCAUGAGGUCUGAAAUCAAAAGCUAAACUAAUGAUGUCAGCAAAUUGAAAACUGCAUUGAUAACUCAUUUUUCCUUUCUGCACAGUAUGAGUGUACACACAUUUGAUAAUAUCGAGUGAGAUCGCAGGUUUAAAAACACCGGACGGAAAGUGAUGGAUUCCCUGAACUUUGAGUCCGAGAUGGAGGCAGAUGGACAGGGCAGUUAUUCUCUUUUUCCAGCGCUGGACAGCAUGAAUAGCCUGACUGGAGCCGCUGAGAGUCUGGACGCUGAAACCCCUAAUGAGGUUGCAGAUAAACCCAAUCUCACUUGGCUUGAUGCUGCUCAGAUUGUUCUUGAAGAGGCUGGGCGGCCCAUGCACAUCAAGGAGAUCAAGCAGCGGAUCAUUGAUCGUGGACUGGUGCAGUCAAAUGCAAAGUCAAGUCUUGAGGCGGUCAUGUAUCGAGAGACACAGAAAGGGAGCAGACGCUUCAAGAGGAUUGAAAGCAGAAAUGGAGUUUUUGCCCUGUUGACUGAUGAAGAGAGACAGCAUGCAUUGCAGGCAUUCUCCGCCCAGUCGACUUUCUCAAGUUCAGGCUCCGGCUCAUCCGUGGGACCUCUGCCAUCCCCAACGGGCCACGCUGAGUCCAGGCCUAAGGUCAGGAAGGGUCCUCGCAAGAACCAAAAUGAGAAAUACAGGCUAAAGUACAUGCGUCUGCGCAAGGCUGCCCGUGCCAUGAUAUUUGAAAAUGCAGCACUAUAUGAUGAGAUUGCUCACCUGGAAGAGAAGUUUGUUCGGGCAAAAGAAGAAAGGAGAUUCCUGCUGAAGUCUUUGUUACAGUAUCAGUCUCUGGCUGAAGGAGAGUCUGUCCCGACUCCCAGCUGCAGCACGCUCCCGCCUGCCACGUUGAGCUCCGUCGCACCGGUGGGCACUGCUCUACCAGGGACUCACAGCCAGGCCACUGGACUCUCAGGAUCUGAAGACAGCCUUUUGAAGAAACCCAAAAAAGAACGAAAGGAAAGGGGAAGAGAAAAUGGCAGGGAAGAAUUCAUGAAGAAGAUUUGUAAGAAAAGGAAGGUUGCAGAAGGAGGAGUGCGCAAGCUUGUGCAGCCCAUUUCGCUGGACUCUUCCGGGAGGCCUGUCUUUCCCAUCGUGCUUGGUGGACUCACUGUGUACAGCCUAGGAGAGAUCAUCACAGACAGGGCUCUGUUUCAUGACGAAACUGCCAUCUAUCCCGUGGGGUUCUGCAGCACGAGAGUUUUCGCCAGCAUGAAGAACCCUGAUCAAAAGUGUCUAUACACUUGCCAAAUCAAAGAUGGUGGUCAAGGACCACAGUUUGAGAUUGCACCAGAGGAUGACCCACAGAACGCGAUAGUGGCCUCAUCAGCCCUCACCUGUCACGCAAACCUACUCAAAGCCAUUGCUGCCCGGAGGGGCAGACCCUUGACCAACAUUGUCCCAUCUGGAGCAGACUUUUUUGGUUUUUCUCACCCCACCAUUCAGAACUUGAUCCAGAGCUGCCCUGGGGCUCGCAAAUGCAGCAAUUAUCAGUGGGUGCGUUUUGAGGUUUGUCGGCCUGGUGACGGACAGGUGGCGCAUGGCCUUUCGGAAGAUGAUGCAUCUGUGAACUUUGAGUCGUUUCAGCGAGUGCAAAACUGUGAGGAGAGCCUUACCAGUCAGAACCUUACAACAGAACACAGCAGCACAGUGCGUCCACAACAGCCUAACCUCGCGUCUCACCUUCUGAGUUCAGCAGCGCUGCAGACCGCUGUAACUUCUCUCUCCAACACUUGAGCUUUUUCAAACACCUUUGUGUAACAUUGAGCUCAAACUAAGGUUAAGGUUUCAAACUGAUUCAUAUCCAAAUGGGUCAUGUUUAUAGAAGUGGAACUAAAUUAUAAAUAAGCCUAUCAUGUAUCAUUAUGUGGCACUCAAAUCUGCAGAUCUGCUGGCUCUACUGGAUGCAUCCAUGCAUGCUGCAGUAUGGAGUAAUUUCAGACUUUUUUUUACAUUAAAAAAAAAAAAAGCUAAAUCCUUAUGUUGCUAUUUUUGUACUGUUUAUGUGCGUUAAUAAAGAGUACACUGUGAAAUACUAUAGAUAAAACCGACAUGAAAAUGGACUACAUCAACCCUUAAGCUUUUAGUAAGCUACUAUAAGAUUUCAACUUGUUUCACCAGUUCUCUAGAGCUCAAAGGCUCCUUCUGAAGCUGAACAAUACAAUAAGCAAAACCCUUACGGCUUUCAUCUGUCAUUGUAGGUCAUUCCAUAUGUGUGAUGAGAAGUCUUUGUACCUUGAGAACAGGUCUCCUCGAAUAACAGAUUUCAUAUAGAAUCUUUUGACAUCAUACCUCUGUUGGUAUUUGUGUUGCAGUGCCAUUCUGUGGUAAAUGUGAGUAAUAUUUCAUUAAACUUCAAGUUUCACACCUUGA
Molecule: messenger RNA, 2440 nt
Organism: Labeo rohita (rohu)
Lineage: Eukaryota; Metazoa; Chordata; Actinopteri; Cypriniformes; Cyprinidae
Gene: fyrd1
Product: transforming growth factor beta regulator 1
Biological process (GO): regulation of DNA-templated transcription; regulation of cell cycle
Cellular component (GO): nucleus
Source: RefSeq, a predicted model, not a curated record